Physella acuta is the source of this 663-nucleotide messenger RNA. RefSeq lists its product as uncharacterized. The record is from RefSeq and is a predicted model, not a curated record. Gene Ontology annotation, cellular component: membrane. Lineage: Eukaryota; Metazoa; Mollusca; Gastropoda; Physidae.
AUGACGACAGACAGAGCUGCUGGGUUGAUGGACGCUGACUCCUACCAUCAUGUAGCCGUCAUCUGUUUUGUCGUCAACAUCAUCUUAUGUCCCCUAGGCAUCGUCUUCAACAUCAUCAACAUCGUCGUUUUCUGUAAACUUGGCUUUAAAGAGAGCACCAACAUUAUCCUGGUCAGUCUGGCUGUGGUGGACACCUACACUCUGCUGACGUAUCUAGGUAUUUCCGUGACCUUGUAUGUGGGCGUCACUUCAGAGCAUCUGGAUAUCCUCGACGCCGUCACUCUCAUUGUUCUAGGUUGGCCCAACGUUUUGGCAACCCGAAUAGCGGGUUGUCUGACAACCUACCUGACCUUUGAAAGGUUUCUGUGUGUGGUCCUACCACUGAGGGUCAAGACAAUCUUACAUAAGAAAACGGCCUUGACAUUUAUCAUAGCGCUGUGUAUGCUCACGAUCGCUUAUUCGUUUCCAAUUUAUCUGGCCAACAGCAUCGGUCUGAGGUUCAACCCCAUGUCAAACCAAACCUCUGUUGGACUUAUCGUGGCGGAGAACAGCGACGUCCUAGAGGGCGUGUCUAUUAGUGGCCUGGAUUCUUCUCUGGAGGUCUGCGUUGAUGUUCCAUGCCUCGCAUCCAUACAGGAGUACAAACACCCAGUGACUGCCUGA